Molecule: messenger RNA, 2763 nt
Organism: Melospiza georgiana
Lineage: Eukaryota; Metazoa; Chordata; Aves; Passeriformes; Passerellidae
Gene: TCF7L2
Product: transcription factor 7 like 2
Exons: 14
Coding region: 37-1851 (604 amino acids)
Biological process (GO): regulation of transcription by RNA polymerase II; canonical Wnt signaling pathway
Cellular component (GO): beta-catenin-TCF complex; catenin-TCF7L2 complex
Molecular function (GO): RNA polymerase II cis-regulatory region sequence-specific DNA binding; DNA-binding transcription factor activity, RNA polymerase II-specific
Source: RefSeq, a predicted model, not a curated record
GCAAAAUUGCUGCUGGUGGGGUGAAGCAGGAGGAAAAUGCCGCAGCUGAACGGCGGUGGAGGGGACGACCUGGGCGCCAACGAUGAACUGAUCUCUUUCAAAGACGAAGGGGAGCAGGAGGAGAAGAUCUCCGAGAACUCCUCGGCGGAGAGGGAUUUAGCUGAUGUCAAGUCGUCUCUCGUCAAUGAAUCAGAAACGAAUCAAAACAGCUCCUCAGACUCGGAGGCGGAGCGGCGACCCCCGCCUCGGUCCGAAACUUUCAGAGAUAAAUCCCGGGAAAGUUUAGAGGAAGCUGCGAAGAGGCAAGAUGGAGGGUUGUUUAAGGGCCCACCAUACCCGGGUUAUCCCUUUAUAAUGAUCCCCGACCUCAGCAGCCCGUAUCUGCCCAAUGGAUCGCUCUCUCCGACGGCGAGAACGUAUCUGCAGAUGAAAUGGCCACUGCUUGAUGUUCAGGCAGGGAGCCUUCAGAGUAGACAAGCCCUCAAGGAUGCUAGGUCUCCAUCUCCAGCACACAUUGUUUCUAACAAAGUGCCAGUUGUGCAGCACCCACACCAUGUACACCCUCUUACGCCGCUUAUCACAUACAGCAAUGAGCACUUCACACCAGGAAACCCUCCUCCACACUUACCAGCUGACGUAGACCCCAAAACAGGAAUUCCAAGGCCUCCACAUCCUCCAGAUAUAUCUCCUUAUUAUCCAUUAUCACCAGGCACUGUAGGACAAAUCCCCCAUCCGCUAGGAUGGUUAGUACCACAGCAAGGUCAGCCAGUGUACCCAAUCACGACAGGGGGUUUCCGCCACCCCUACCCAACAGCUCUGACCGUCAAUGCUUCCAUGUCAAGCUUUCUCUCCUCUAGGUUUCCUCCACACAUGGUCCCGCCACACCAUAGUUUACACACAACUGGAAUUCCUCAUCCGGCCAUAGUCACACCAACAGUCAAACAGGAAUCUUCCCAGAGCGACGUCGGCUCACUCCACAGCUCAAAACAUCAGGACUCCAAAAAAGAAGAAGAGAAAAAGAAGCCACACAUAAAGAAACCUCUUAAUGCAUUUAUGUUGUAUAUGAAGGAAAUGAGAGCAAAAGUUGUAGCAGAAUGCACAUUGAAAGAGAGCGCAGCCAUCAACCAAAUCCUCGGUCGAAGGUGGCACGCAUUAUCCAGAGAAGAGCAAGCGAAAUACUAUGAACUAGCAAGGAAGGAGCGACAGCUUCACAUGCAGCUGUACCCGGGCUGGUCUGCACGGGAUAACUAUGGAAAGAAGAAGAAGAGGAAAAGGGAUAAGCAGCCAGGAGAGACCAAUGAACACAGCGAAUGUUUCCUAAAUCCUUGCCUUUCACUUCCUCCGAUUACAGACCUGAGCGCUCCUAAGAAAUGCCGAGCGCGCUUUGGCCUUGAUCAACAGAAUAACUGGUGCGGCCCCUGCAGGAGAAAAAAAAAGUGCGUUCGCUACAUACAAGGUGAAGGCAGCUGCGUCAGCCCACCCUCUUCAGAUGGAAGCUUACUAGACUCUCCUCCGUCCUCCCCCGCCAUGCUCGCCUCCCCCUCCAGAGACUCGAAACCACAGACUGAACAAACGCAACCCCUCUCGCUGUCAUUGAAGCCCGACCCGCUGGCACACCUGGUGAUGAUGCCGCCGCCAUCCUCGCUCGUGCUCGCUGAGAGCGCCGCGAGCAAGCCCGGCGCCCUGCCCGCCGCCAGCUGCCCCAACGGGGCCCUGGACCACCCGCCGGCCGCCCUCCCGCCGGCCGCCGCAUCCCUCGCACAGCCCUCGACGUCCUCCUUGCAUUCCCACAGCUCGCUGCCGGGGACACAGCCCCAGCCGCUCUCCCUUGUAACGAAGUCCUUAGAAUAGCUUUAGCCUCGUUAGCCCUUUCGGUUUCCUUUCGGGGGGAUUGAAUUCUGUUGGUAUUUGGGGUUUUGGUUUGGUUUUUUUUUUUUCCUUUUCUUUAUUUUUUUUUCUUCUCCUUGUUGUCGUCCGCUGUUUGUCGUCGUUUCUCGGUUUCGUUUUUAAUUUGUGCCAUGUGGCUACAUUAGUUGAUGUUUUAUCGAGUUCAUUGGUCAAUAUUUGACCCAUUCUUAUUUCAAUUUCUCCUUUUUAAAUAUGUAGAUGAGAAAAGCCUCAUGAUUCUGCCAAAAUUUUUAUCAACAGCUGUUUAAAGUCUUUGUAGCGUUUAAAAAAUAUAUAUAUAUACAUAAUUGUUAUGUAGUUCCAAUAGCUUAGUUUUAAAGACUGAUUUUAAAAAUUAAAAAAAAAAAAGAAGCAAUUUUGAAGCAGCCCUUGCCAGAGGCAUUGGUUCUUUAUUAUUUGUAUUAAAUACGAGCUUGCGAACCAAUCAUUUUACAUCUGGUUUUUAAACCUUUAAGGGCACAACGAAUGCGGUGCCGCUACUACUUCUUUUUUUUUUCUUCCUUGUGUGAAACAACCUUUAUUGUGAUGUUACUUGUUAUUGUUUAAAUGUACAGAAACAAAGGGUUAAAAAAUGUGUUAAUAUACCUUGUUCCAUGGUGUUGUUCUUUUUGGGGGAGGGGACGCUACUCAACAAUUAAAAGUAUCACAACGCUAUUGGACCAGUAGUAUUUAUUGCUUUAGAAAUUGCUUGUUGUAUCUGUAUGUUGUCCCUUUUUAAAUGUUUUUUUCUUCUUUUAUUUUUUCCUUGAAACAUUGUAUAAAGGGGUUUUUUUUCCUUUAGUGUAAGCAUCUUAUAUAUAACAACUCAUUUGUACAAGGUUUUUAAGUUUAUAUAUAAAUGUGUAUAUAUAUAUU